CCCGAGGUCUCGGACAAAAAAAAAAAAACACAGUUUUCAUAAACCGAAUUUCUAUUUUUUUUUGUUGACUCGGGAAAAAUCGGCGUGAGUUUUUAUGGCCGAACGUCAAGGUCUGGACUGCUGCAUUUUUUUAAGGGAACACUAUUUUCGCAGCACUCGUCGUAAUGACUUCGUAUAAAAAAGAAAAUCUACCUGAGUUUUAUGACUGGACAGCGCGAAAAAAAUGAAAAUGAACGCAUAGGGUUGCAUAAUCCGGCAGAUUAAGUUUUUUGGCCUGUUGUGAUCAUAAAAAACGCCCAUCCUGCCGAGUUUUCCACAGUUUCGUAUAAAUAUCCUGGGCUGCUUAGAGUCGAGCAUCAGUUGCUCAGCAGCAUUCCAAGCGCACAGAUCACACAGCGACAAAUCGUCACAGCGAUCGUGAGAAAAUCACUCAAUAUUCCGACAAAAAUCAGUACAACAACAUGGUGUUCAACUUGAUGAACCAGACAUGCAAAGUGUGCGGCGAGCCGGCGGCGGGCUUCCAUUUUGGCGCCUUCACCUGCGAGGGCUGCAAGUCCUUCUUUGGCCGAUCGUACAACAACAUCAGCACUAUUAGCGAGUGCAAGAACGAGGGCAAGUGCAUCAUCGACAAGAAGAACCGCACCACCUGCAAGGCGUGCCGCUUGAGGAAGUGCUACAACGUGGGCAUGUCGAAGGGAGGAUCCCGCUACGGUCGCCGCUCCAACUGGUUCAAGAUCCACUGUCUGCUGCAGGAGCACGAACAGGCGGCAGCGGCUGCCGGCAAGGCGCCCCCCUCGGCGGGUGGUGUCACGGUGGGUGGUGGUCCGUCGGCCUCCUCGCCCGUGGGCUCACCUCACACCCCCGGCUUUGGGGAUAUGGCCGCCCAUCUGCACCACCACCAUCAGCAGCAGCAGCACCAGCAACAGCAGCAACAGCAGGUGCAGCGCCACCCACACAUGCCCCUGCUGGGCUAUCCCAGCUAUCUGCCCGAUCCCGCCGCCGCCCUGCCCUUCUUCAGCAUGAUGGGGGGCGUGGCCCCGCACCAGUCGCCCUUCCAGCUGCCCCCGCACCUCCUCUUCCCCGGCUACCAUGCCAGUGCCGCCGCCGCAGCCGCCUCGGCCGCGGAUGCCGCCUACCGCCAGGAGAUGUACAAGCACCGCCAGAGCGUGGACUCCGUGGAGUCGCAGCACCGCUUCAGCCCCGCCAGCCAGACGAUGCCGCCGGUGCAGCCCAGCCCCUCGGCCCGCCAGUCGCCCAUCGACGUCUGCCUGGAGGAGGAUGUCCAGUCGGUGCACAGCCACCAGUCGUCCGCCAGCCUGCUGCAUCCCAUUGCUAUCCGCGCCACGCCCACCAGCAGCCCCCUGAGUUUUGCGGCCAAGAUGCAGAGUCUGUCGCCGGUAUCGGUGUGCUCCAUUGGUGGCGAGACCACCAGCGCUGCCCCAGUGCACCCGUCAUCCACAGUCACCUCCACAGCCCAGGAAGGACCCAUGGAUCUGAGCAUGAAGACAUCGCGCAGCUCGGUGCACAGCUUCAACGACAGCGGCUCCGAGGAUCACGAGCUGGAGGUGGCUCCCCGGCGCAAGUUCUACCAGCUGGAGGCCGAGUGCCUGACCACCACCAGCAGCAGCAGUUCCUCCCACUCCGCCCACACCGCCGCCCAUGCAGAGGUCAAGCGGCAGAAGUUGGCCGGUGCGGAGGCCACCCACUUUGGUGGCUUUGCGGUGGCCCACAAUGCGGCCAGUGCCAUGAGGGGCAUUUUCGUGUGUGUCUAAGGAGACGUGACCACCAUCCAUCCACCAUCUGCCAACUCCAUGGCAGAGCUUCAACCACAGUGGCUCCGAGCAUCAGGAGCACCACCACCCAUGCGGAGGUCAAGCGGCAGAAGUUAGGCGGUGCGGAGGCACUUUCGUGUGUGUCCAAGUACACGGCGAAAAACUCCAAGUGGGAGGAGCCGCCUUCGUUGUUUUUUUUUUGUUUGUUUGUUA
This is a messenger RNA of Drosophila gunungcola (fruit fly), 1985 nucleotides long. It is a transcript of the gene kni, whose product is annotated as zygotic gap protein knirps. NCBI's taxonomy places the organism in Eukaryota, Metazoa, Arthropoda, Insecta, Diptera, Drosophilidae. Gene Ontology annotation, biological process: regulation of DNA-templated transcription. The coding region runs from base 462 to 1772 and encodes 436 amino acids. The transcript is spliced from 3 exons. Gene Ontology annotation, molecular function: DNA-binding transcription factor activity; sequence-specific DNA binding; zinc ion binding. The record is from RefSeq and is a predicted model, not a curated record.